Mobula hypostoma (lesser devil ray) is the source of this 4742-nucleotide messenger RNA. RefSeq names its product gastrula zinc finger protein XlCGF26.1-like. The coding region runs from base 1134 to 3080 and encodes 648 amino acids. Gene Ontology annotation, biological process: regulation of transcription by RNA polymerase II. Gene Ontology annotation, molecular function: RNA polymerase II cis-regulatory region sequence-specific DNA binding; DNA-binding transcription factor activity, RNA polymerase II-specific. NCBI's taxonomy places the organism in Eukaryota, Metazoa, Chordata, Chondrichthyes, Myliobatiformes, Myliobatidae. Gene Ontology annotation, cellular component: nucleus. The transcript has 4 exons. The record is from RefSeq and is a predicted model, not a curated record.
AAAGGGGAGACGCGACCCGAGAGAUGCUGUAAGCUGGGCGACUGAACGGAUCCCGAGCAGGAGUCCGAGGCCCGGGGUCUUCGGUGAGGAGAGGAGACGAGGACAGCCUCGUGUGGAGUGUUUUGGCCGACCACCGAGAGUGGUGCCAUUCGAGGGUCGGCAGAGUUCGGAGGACAUCGACUGGAGGAGAGGAUAUCUGAUUCUUCUAGUAAUCCAGACUCCAACUGAGUGAUCCAUUUCUGCUGGUUUGGCAACCCAGUUACAGGAUGCUGCCAAACCCGCUGAGCGCCCUGCGGGGCUUCAGCAUGCGGCAACCGGCCCAGGCCCUCGCUAUCAGGUGCGCAUGUGCAGGAAUCGCGGCCAGUUCCGGGCUAUUGCGCGCAUCACUUCUCGCGCAUGCGCUCAGUAGACGAUAGGUUCUGGCGAAUCAGCAGCAGGUUGGAAAUGACAAAGAAUUUUUGUGCAGGAAUCGCACACAACAGCAGCAUUAGGUUUGUGAGCUUUAAUGCCUCUGUCCAGAUAUUUAUGGAGUGAUCAGAUACCAAUAAUGAAGAAGUAUCUCAUCCCUGUUGGAAACAUGCUUUGUGCCUGAAGUGAAGUUUUAUGUUGUAACUCUGUGAAAUCCACUGGAAGCGGGUUGCUGAGAACACGCUGACAUUUGAUCACUUGAAUUUUCUCAGUGUGGGGUUCUCUCACUCAGCGAGCCACAGAAACACAAGUGAAUUCACAGAGAAGAGAGGCCAUUCACCUGAUGUUUGUGUUGGACAGGAUCUGCUCAGUCACUCAGCCUGAAGAUACAUCAGCAAGUUCUUAUUACAGUGAGAUGGUUCAUCUGUUCUGUCUGCAGGAAGCAAUUCAUUCAGUCACCCAAGCUGACGAUACAUUAGAAAAUUCACGUCAGUGAGGGACUGUACACUUGCUUCGUGUGUAGGAAGAGAUUUACUCAGUCUGCCAACCCCGACACACACCAUUCAGUUCAGAAAGGACAGAGACUUCAACGGUUCCGUGUGUGGAAAGAGAUUCACUCGGUCGUCUGAUCGCAUUGGUGAGAGACUGUUCACCUGCUUAGACUGUAGGAAGGCAUUGAUUUUUCAUCUGAUCUAUUAGCACACCUGUCACUUCACACUGGGGAGAUGUUCACCUGCUCAGACUGCGGGAAGAGAUUCAACCGAUCAUCUGCCCUAUUGGUACACCAGCGAGUUCACACUGGGGAAAAGCCAUUCAACUGUUCAGUGUGUGGGAAGGGAUUCACUCUGUCAUCUAACCUAUUAGCACAUCAGCGAGUUCAUACUCGAGAGAGGCCAUUCACUUGUUCAGUGUGUGGGAAGGGAUUCACUCGAUCAUCUGCCCUGUUGGUUCAUCAGCGAGUUCACACUGGGGAGAGGCCAUUCACUUGUUCAGACUGUGGGAAAGGAUUCACUCAGUUAUCUCACCUACAAGCACAUCAGCGAGUUCACACUGGGGAGAGGCCGUUCACCUGUUCAGUGUGUGGGAAGGGAUUCAGUCGAUCAUCUGCUCUAUUGGUACAUCAGCGAGUUCACAGUGGGGAGAGGCCGUUCACCUGUUCAGUGUGUGGGAAGGGAUUCACUCAAUCAUUUCCCCUAUUGGUACACCAGCGAGUUCACACUGGGGAGAGGCCAUUCACCUGUUCAGACUGUGGGAAGGGAUUCACUCAAUCAUUUGACCUACAGGCACACCAGUCAGUUCACACUGGGAAGUGGCCAUACACCUGCUCAGACUGUGGGAAGGGAUUCAUUACGCCAUCUAAGCUAAAGAUACAUCAGCGAGUUCACACUGGGGAGAAGCCUUUCACCUGUUCAGACUGUGGGAAGCAAUUUACUUGGUCAUCUGACCUAUUGGCACACCAGUCAGUUCACACUGGGGAGAGACCUUUCACCUGUUUGGACUGUGGGAAGGCAUUCACUCAAUACUCCCACCUACAGACACACCAGCGAAUUCACAUGGUAGAGACGCCGUUCACCUGCUCAGACUGUGGGAAGGCAUUUUCUCAGUCAUCCCACCUAAAGACACAUCGGCGAGUUCACACUAGGGAGAGGCCAUUCACCUGUUCAGUGUGUGGGAAGGGAUUCACUCGGUCACGUCACCUACAGGGACACCAGCGAGUUCACACUGGGGAGAGGCCUUUCACCUGUUCAGUGUGUGGGAAGGGAUUCACUCGAUCAUCUGUGUUAUUGGCACACCAGCGACUUCAUACUGGAGAGAGGCCGUUCAUCUGUUCAGUCUGUGGGAAGCGAUUCACUCGAUCAUGGGACCUACAGGCACACCAGCAAGUUCACACUGGUGAGAGGCCAUUCACCUGUUCAGUGUGUGAGAAGGGAUUUACUCAGUUAUCUUCCCUGCAGGCACACCAGCGUAUUCACACUGGGGAGAGGCCAUUCACCUGUUCAGUGUGUGGGAAAGGAUUUACUCGAUCCUCUGUGUUAUUGGCACAUCAGCGACUUCACACUGGGGAGAGGCCGUUCACCUGUUCAGAAUGUGGGAAGCGAUUCACUCGAUUAUGUGGCCUACAGGCACACCAGGGAGUUCACACCGGGGAGAGGCCAUUCACCUGUUCAGUGUGUGGGAAGGGAUUUACUCGAUCACAUGACCUACAGACACACCAGCGUAUUCACACUGGGGCGAGGCCAUUCACCUGUUCAAUUUGUGGGAAGGGAUUCACACAGUCAUCUUCCCUGCAGGCCCACCGACGAGUUCACACUGGAGAGAGGCCGUUCACCUGUUCAGUGUGUGGAAAGGGAUUCACUCAAUUAUCUUCCCUACAGGCACACCAGCGAGUUCACACUGGGGAGCGGCCGUUCACCUGUUCAGUGUGUGAGAAAGGAUUCACUCAAUUGUAUUCCCUAAAGACACACCAGCGAGUUCACACUGGGGAGAAGCCAUUCACCUGUUCAGUGUGUGGGAAGGGAUUCACUCGAUCACAUGACCUGCAGACACACCAGAGAGUUCACACUGGGGAAAGGCCUUUCACCUGUUCCGUAUGUGGGAAGGGAUUCAUUCGAUCGUCUAAUCUCAAGGUACAUCAGCGAGUUCACACUGGGGAGAGGCCAUCUACCCGCUAAGAAUGUGGGAAGGGAUUCCCUUGGUCAUUGGACUUGACGCAGCAGUCAGUUCACACUGGGGAGAGGCCAUUCACCAGUUCUCACUGUGUGAAGAGGUUUAUUCUAUCAUAUGAUCUACAGGCACAUCAGUCAUUUCAAACUGGGGAGUGGCUUAACACAUGCUCAGACUUUGGGAAGCGAUUCACUAAGCCAUCUAAACUGAAAGUACAUCAGGGAAUUCACAGUGGGGAAGGGUUGUUCACCUGCUUUGACUGUGGGAAGGGAUUCACUUGGUCAUCUACUGGCACACCAGCCAAUUCACACUGGGGAGAUGCAGUUACCUGCUCAGACUGUGGGAAAGCUUUGACUCAGUCAUAUCACCUGCAGACACUCCAGUAGUUGCUGAAUACAGAGGCAAGUUCAAAAGUGACUUGAUGGUGAAUUCUGCAAUUAUUGCUGCUGCUCUUCACACCCAGUUCUGCACCUGAGUUUCAGCUUUUGGACAGCUAAGACCAUAUGACGAAGGAAACAGAGUGGGAAGGAAGGGGUGUCAAGGCAUUGAAUGACAGUGUAGCAAUGUUUGGAAGUUGAUUGAGAAAAUAAAUUAGGGUUACUUAGACUGUUGACACAUUCAAUGCCUGUUGACAUGGAGUGUAUUGCUUGUGGAAGCUCGCUGUGUUGAACUGGCUACUGAAUUCUUACAAAAGGAGUGGCUGGAUUGGUGUCAUUUGGUAAAGGGUGACAAUGCUUGAAAAUGCUUUCAAUGGCACUGUUCUUACCCAGAAGUCUCUGAGCUUAAGAAUAUACUAUCACUGUGAAUCGAGUGCGGAGCUGCUAACAGUCCAAAUGUUGUGCCAAAGGACACGCUUGCGUUCAGUGGAGAAAAUAUUCCGGAAAUCGGUGCACUGGACCACCCAGGCGCAGUUGAGAUGUUGCUAUCUAAAGCUAAGGAUUUGUGACUCAGACGAAAAGUAUAGUUCUGCACUGGUAAGAGCACACUGGGGGUACGUUAUUCACCUGCUCCAUCUGUGGGAAGGGAUAUAUUCAGUCUCCCAAUUUACAGAAACACCAGUGAAUUCAUGGGAGGCAGUUUAAAUAAUUGUGUUGAAUUUUGAACCAUCAAAAUUGGUGAAUCUAGUUGCAAGUUCAAGACUGACUGUUGGUGUCAGAUUCUACAGUUAUUGCUGCUGUUCAUCACACCUGGAACUGAACACGAGGGGUUUGCUCUAAUAAUAUUAGUCUUUCAUUGGACUUGAGUCAAAUAUUGUGGAUUUGUCUGAAUAAAUCUGUCCAGCAACACUUUGAUUUAUGUGCUAACACAGAAAAUGUUCUGUGAAGAGCUCAAGAAUGCAGUGAGCUAUCCCGUGGAAUUAAUAAAAUCAGAAUGUCAUCAUGAGUGAAUUGGUGUUUAGUAGGUUCUGGUUAAUUGGCGCACCAUUUGGCACAAUUAAGAGGCUAUCCCAAUUAGCUGAAGUUUACCAUAGAACAUAGAAUAGUACAGCACAGUACAGGCCCUUCAGCCCACAAUGUUGUGCUGACCGUCAAACCCUGCCUCCCAUAUAAACCCCCACCUUAAAUUCCUCCAUAUACCUGUCUAAUAGUCUCUUAAACUUCACUUGUAUAUCUGACUCAGGCAGUGCAUUCCACGCACCAACCACUCUCUGAGUAAAAACCCGUCCUCUA